CAGCUGCCCCCUCCGCCUCGUUUUACGGCAGGUCCACUCUGGUCGCAGCGCGGCGGCAACACCGAGCAGAUCCGGCGUGUGACCACCGGGAUGCCGCUUGGUCCGUGAACGCCUCUCCCUCCCCGGACACCGCGACACCAAGGCUUACCCGCCCGCCUUCCCACGCCCACAUUAGCAACGAACAAACUGCGUGGAAGGAUUUUCAGGCCCAGCUUCUUCUUUUUUUUUAAUUUUUUUUAAUUCAAGCUGCGGUGAGAAGAAGCGGCUCGACUCAGCAGCCGCGGCCGCUUGACAGGUGCCGUCGCCCGGCGAAGUGCGUGGAGAUGCCGCCCGUCCAGAGAACCAUGUCGGAUCUUCGAACUCGCUCAGACGGAUAUGAAAAGACGGAAGACGUGUCGGAAAAGACUUCUUUAGCAGACCAGGAAGAUGCCCGACUGAUACACCUUAACCAGCCGCAGUUCACAAAGUUCUGCAACAAUCGCGUCAGCACGGCCAAGUACAACGUCAUCACCUUCCUCCCGAGGUUCCUCUACUCGCAGUUCAGGAGGGCGGCCAACGCCUUUUUCCUCUUCAUUGCACUCUUGCAGCAAAUCCCAGAUGUGUCUCCCACCGGUCGCUGGACAACGCUGGUGCCGCUGCUUUUUAUUCUUGUGGUAGCUGCUGUCAAGGAGAUCAUUGAGGAUCUGAAACGCCACAAUGCCGACAGCGUUGUCAACAAAAAGGAAUGUCAAGUAUUGAGAAACGGCGCCUGGGAGAUCGUGCAUUGGGAGAAGGUGGCUGUCGGGGAAGUCGUCCGAGCUGCCAACGGGGAUCACCUCCCGGCUGACCUCGUCAUACUGUCGUCCAGUGAGCCGCAGGGGAUGUGCUACAUCGAAACGUCCAACCUGGACGGCGAAACAAACCUCAAAAUCCGACAGGGUCUCCAAGUGACCACCGACUUCAAGGACAUCGACAGCCUGGCACGCCUCUCGGGGCGGAUGGAGUGCGAGUGCCCGAACCGCCACCUCUACGAGUUUGUGGGCAACAUCCGACUCGACGGACACAGCACAGUGCCGCUGGGCCCGGACCAGAUCUUACUGAGAGGAGCCCAGCUGAGGAACACGCAGUGGGUGCACGGCGUGGUGGUCUACACAGGACACGACACGAAGCUCAUGCAGAACUCCACUCGGCCGCCGCUCAAGUUGUCCAACGUGGAGCGCAUCACCAACUUCCAGAUCCUGGUCCUGUUCGGCUGCCUGCUGGCCAUCUCUCUGGUCUGCUCCGUGGGCCAGAGCGUCUGGAAGUACCGGUGCGGCAACGACGCCUGGUACAUGGACCUCAACUAUGGCGGGGCGGCGAACUUUGGCCUCAACUUCCUCACCUUCAUCAUCCUCUUCAACAACCUGAUUCCCAUCAGUCUGCUGGUCACGCUGGAGGUCAUCAAGUUCAUCCAAGCCUUCUUCAUCAACUGGGACACUGACAUGAUCUAUGAGCCGACAAACACCCCCGCCAUGGCUCGUACCUCCAAUCUAAAUGAAGAGUUAGGCCAGGUGAAGUACAUUUUCUCCGACAAGACGGGCACGCUGACCUGCAACGUCAUGCAGUUUAAGAAGUGCACGGUCGCCGGCGUGGCGUACGGUCACGUGCCCGAGGCCGAGGAUGGUAGUUUCGCGGAGGACGACGGGCACAGCACGCACUCGGAGGAGGAGUCCGGUUUUGUUGACCCGAGCUUGCUGGAAAACCUCCAAAGUAAUCAUCCGACAGCUGCUGUCAUCCUGGAGUUCAUGACCAUGAUGGCCAUCUGUCACACCGCAGUCCCCGAGCGCAAUGAGGGGAAUAUCACCUACCAAGCAGCGUCCCCAGAUGAAAGCGCUCUGGUGAGAGCUGCACGGAACCUGGGUUUUGUGUUUUCUGGUAGAACUCCAGACAGCGUCAUUGUGGAGAUGCUGGGGAACGAGGAGAAGUACGAGCUGCUUCACGUGCUGGAGUUUACAAGCGUCAGGAAGAGGAUGUCAGUCAUCAUGCGCACGCCAUCCGGAAAGAUCCGCCUCUACUGCAAAGGAGCGGACACGGUCAUCUACGACAGACUGGCAGACAGUUCUCGCUACAAAGAGAUCACGUUGAAGCAUCUGGAGCAGUUUGCCACCGAGGGUCUGCGCACGCUUUGCUUCGCUGUGACGGACAUCAGCGAGUCGUCCUACCAGCACUGGCUGGAGCUGCACCACCGAGCCUCCACCUCCCUGCAGAACCGAGCCCUCAAGCUGGAGGAGAGCUACGAGCUCAUCGAGAAGAACCUGCAGUUGUUGGGGGCCACCGCCAUCGAGGACAAGCUCCAAGAUAAGGUGCCCGAAACCAUAGAGACUCUGAUGAAGGCUGACAUCAAGAUCUGGAUCCUGACCGGGGACAAGCAAGAGACGGCUAUCAACAUUGGACAUUCCUGCAAGCUGCUGACUAAAAAUAUGGGAAUGCUGGUGAUAAAUGAGGACACGCUCGACAGAACGAGGGAGACCCUCAGCCACCACUGCGGCAUGCUGGGAGACGCUCUCUACAAGGAGAACGACUUUGCGCUCAUCAUCGACGGCAAGACGCUGAAGUACGCCCUCACCUUCGGCGUGCGGCAGUACUUCCUGGAUCUCGCCCUGUCCUGCAAGGCCGUCAUAUGCUGCAGAGUGUCUCCUCUCCAGAAGUCGGAGGUGGUGGAAAUGGUGAAGAAGCAAGUGAAGGUGAUCACGCUGGCCAUCGGCGAUGGCGCCAACGACGUGGGGAUGAUUCAGACGGCUCAUGUGGGCGUGGGCAUAUCUGGCAACGAGGGCCUGCAGGCCGCCAACUCUUCGGACUACUCCAUUGCUCAGUUCAAAUACUUGAAGAACCUGCUGCUGGUCCACGGAGCUUGGAAUUACAACCGCGUGGCCAAAUGUAUCCUCUACUGCUUCUACAAAAACAUCGUCCUUUACAUCAUCGAGAUCUGGUUCGCCUUCGUCAACGGCUUCUCGGGUCAGAUCCUGUUCGAGCGCUGGUGCAUCGGCCUGUACAACGUGAUCUUCACGGCUCUGCCUCCGCUCACGCUGGGAAUAUUCGAGCGCUCCUGUCGGAAAGAAAACAUGCUGAAGUACCCCGAGCUGUACAAAACCUCCCAGAAUGCAAUGGGCUUCAACACCAAGGUUUUCUGGGCUCAUUGUCUGAACGGCCUCUUCCACUCCGUCAUCCUCUUCUGGUUCCCUCUUCAGGCCUUCCAGCACGAUACAGUGUUUGGCAAUGGAAGAACCCCCGACUAUCUGCUUUUAGGAAACAUGGUUUACACCUUUGUGGUCAUCACAGUCUGCCUUAAAGCCGGCCUGGAAACGUCCUCCUGGACUAUGUUCAGUCACGUGGCCAUCUGGGGCAGCAUUGGACUGUGGGUGGUGUUCUUCAUCAUCUACUCCUCCUUGUGGCCCCUCAUCCCUCUCGCGCCCGACAUGUCCGGCGAGGCGGAGAUGAUGUUCUCUUCGGCGGUCUUCUGGACGGGCCUGGUCUUCAUCCCUAUCACCUCGCUGGUCUUUGACGUGGCCUACAAAGUGGUGAAGAGGGUGUUCUUUAAGACGCUGGUGGAUGAGGUGCAGGAGCUGGAGGCGUUAUCCCAAGAUCCUGGUGCGGUGGUGCAAGGGAAAAGUUUGACGGAGAGGGCCCAGCUCCUGAAGAACGUCUUCAAGAAGAGCACUGUGAGUCUGUACCGCUCCGAGUCCAUGCAGCAGAACCUACUACACGGCUACGCCUUUUCCCAAGACGAGAACGGCGUGGUGUCGCAGUCGGAGGUGAUCCGGGCGUACGACACCACCAAGGAGAGGAGCCGGGAGUGGUGAGCGCCCGCCAAUCAGUCGCCAGCGCCACCGCGACCACCCGCUUGGUGGUUUUCUUGUUUCUGGACGGCGGGUGACGUUUUUUUUUGGAGACGAUGAGUACGACCGCAGACAGAUAAGAAUGGGACCAUGGAUUCUUUUGAGGAAGGGAACAGGUGAAGUGUGACGAGCACGGUGCUUUUUUGUCCUCCUCACCCUUUGCUCAGUUACGAGCGCCGAACCGAAACCGCUAAAAAUAGGACUGCGAGACACGAGGGGGUGUGACGGUACGCCGCGCCCACGGUACAGUGCGGCGCUCGGCGUGAAGGUUCAUUUUGGGAACAAAACCGCUUGAAUGAGUUUUAAAAUUAAAAUAUCGCAGCCGGUAAUUCUGUAAUACCAUUUUUAAUAUUUAUAUUUCAAUUUUUUUUAGUAAAUCCCUUAAUCGCCUGAUGUGCGGAAUGAAUAGUUUCAGCUGAUUAUCGUCUUGGAUUUGUCCGUGUGCAUAUUUUACACGGAAGGGAAGGCCAAGUGUUCCCGACCAGGAGACCUUAACGUGGGGUUUUCAAGUUCUGGCUUCUCCUUGGCGCAGUACAGAAGUACCUCAACUUACCAGCUUCAUUGCUUCUUAACUCAAAUUUUCUUGUAUCUCAAAUAGGGCUGCAACAACUAAUCGAUUAAAAUCGAUUAUAAAAAUAGUUGGCGAUUAAUUUAGUCAUCGAUUCGUUGGAUCUACGCUAUGCAGAGGAUACUUUUUUUUAUUUUAUUUUUAAUAAACCUUUAUUUAUGAAUUGCAACAUUUACAAACAGCUGAAAAACAAUAAUCAAAAUAGGUAUGGUGCUAGUAUAUAUUUUUUUCAAUAAAAUACUGGAAAGUGUUGCGCUGGACCAGAUGUUCCUCCAAGGGAAUUUAAGUUGCUGGUCAAUCCCAAGUUCUUUUGAUGACAUAUAAGCUGAGUUUGAAUGAUCACCAGAACAGAAUAAAUAAGAUGGAGAAAAAAUAGAAAGAGCACAACUGGUAACCAAUAGAAAGAAAUAACUCUUAAAUAUGUAUAUAUGUAUAUAUAUAUAUAUCUCCGUCAAAAGGAUAGAAAUGUAGUUUGUCUCUUUUAUCCGAUUAUUAAUCGGUUAAUCGAAGUAAUAAUCGACAGAUUAAUCGAUUAUCAAAUUAGUUGUUAGUUGCAGGCCUAAUCUCAAAUCAUUGAAAUGAAUUGAAAUCAAUUUCAUUGACCCCCCGAAAAAAAUAAACGGCACAAUUUUAACGUGUGAAAUGCCUUUUAAAAAGAAAAACAAAGGUUUAAAUGAGAAAUAUUGUCUGAGAAACGGUACAUGUAGUACUAAAAACUACAGUAGUUUUAUGACGUAAUGUAAUAACAAUGUACAAUGUACCUUGGAGAGUGGACUACGGUAUCGCCUUCUAGCUGCUUUUUCCGUCAAACACUCCGUCGGCAGCUUUUCCAUAUUUUCAUGGAUACAUGUCCACCAUUUAGACCAGACCUGGGCAAAUUAAGGCCCGUUAAGCUUUUCAAUUUGCCCCGCCGAACAUUCCCAAAUAACUAAUGACCGUAAGUCUUGAACUAUACAAAGUAUUCCAAUGGUUGGAAUAUGACACGUGGUGUCAUUGCUGGUUUACGAGCAGACGAGCAUGUUCGGCAGCGCACAAUCAUAGAGUACUUACAAGCAGACACAAGUACAGAAGCGUAUCUAGUCGCUACUACUAUGAUGACGUCGAUAUUUUUUGGCAUCACACCAUCUUCUUUCGUUUUUCUUAAAAUGUAUAUUGUGGAAAUAUGUCCCUGGACAUAUUUCCUGAUCCUGUAACGACUUGGUAUCAGAUUGAUACCCAAAUGUGUGGUAUCAUGCAAAACUAAUGUAAAGUGUCAAACAACAGAAGAAUAAGUGAUUAUUAAAUUUUAAUAGAAGUGUAGAUAGAACAUGUUAAAAGAGAAAGUAAGCAGAUAUUAACAGUAAAUGAACAAGUAGAUUAAUAAUUCAUUUUCUACCGCUUGUCCUUAAUAAUGUUGACAAAAUAAUAGGUAGAUAAAUGACACAAUAUGUUACUGCAUAUGUCAGCAGCUAAAUUAGGAGCCUUUGUUUACUUACUAAUAAAAGACAAGUUGUCUUGUAUGUUCACUAUUUUAUUUAAGGACAAACUUGCAAUAAAACAUAUGUUUAAUGUACCCUAAGAUUUUUUUGUUAAAAUAAAGCCAAAUUUUUUUUGUGGUCCCCUUUAUUUAGAAAAUUACCGGUACCAAAAUAUUGGUAUUGAUACAACACUAGUCUUUAAAAUGUUAGGCCAUACUUGCCAACCCUCCCGUUUUUAGCGGGAGAAUCCCGGUAUUCAACGCCUCUCCCGACAACCUACCCGGCAGAGAUUUUCUCCCGACAAACUCCCGGUAUUCAGCCGGAGCUGGAGGCCACGCCCCCUCCAGCUCAAUGCGGACCUGAGACUGAGUGGGGACAGCCUGUUCUCACGUCCGCUUUCCCACAAUAUAAACAGCUUGCCUGCCCAAUGAACGGAGAAGUUAAACAGGACAAUACUGCCAUCUAAUGGAUAGCCACCGGAACACUGAAAUU
Entelurus aequoreus (snake pipefish) is the source of this 6371-nucleotide messenger RNA. Its product is annotated as phospholipid-transporting ATPase IA-like. Lineage: Eukaryota; Metazoa; Chordata; Actinopteri; Syngnathiformes; Syngnathidae. Gene Ontology annotation, cellular component: plasma membrane. The record is from RefSeq and is a predicted model, not a curated record. The coding region runs from base 324 to 3818 and encodes 1164 amino acids. The transcript is spliced from 37 exons. Gene Ontology annotation, molecular function: ATP hydrolysis activity; ATP binding; ATPase-coupled intramembrane lipid carrier activity. Gene Ontology annotation, biological process: phospholipid translocation.